GUUAAUAAAUUAUGUUGAGCAUGAACGACCUGGUUGAUUUGCAAUUCCAGCAACAUCUGUACCGGCAGCAGAUUAUGCAGCGUAUACCCGAUCCCUUUCCUCCCAUGCUGCCAUUCCAUAUGUCACAUCAUAUAAUUGUUCCUCAACGCCCUACUUUGCCCGGUGUGGAGGCCAAAUUGGAAAACAACGAACUCUGGACACAGUUCCACAAAAUUGGCACGGAAAUGAUCAUUACAAAGAGCGGAAGGCGAAUGUUCCCAUCAAUGCGCAUUUCGGUGUCUGGGCUUGAGGAUGAUUCUAAUUAUUGUGUUUUGCUCGAGAUGGUUCCCAUCGGCGACUGUCGGUACAAGUUUUCUGGCUCUCAUUGGAUUCCCGCUGGUGGAGCUGAACCGCAGAGCCCCCAGCGAAUGUUUCUGCAUCCAGAUAGUCCAGCCACUGGUGCUCAUUGGCAGUCGCAGGCUAUCAUUUUCAACAAAGUCAAACUCACCAACAAUACACUGGACAAUAACGGACAUAUUGUGCUCGCCAGUAUGCAUAAGUAUCAGUCCCGGUUACACAUCAUUCGCACUUCGGACCUUACACAGCUACCAUGGGCCCCGCAGCAGGCUUUCGUUUUUCCAGAAACGGAAUUCGUGGCAGUAACCGCUUACCAGAAUGACCGCAUUACAAAGCUGAAAAUUGACAACAACCCCUUUGCCAAGGGAUUUCGUGAAACUGGUCAAUCGCGCUGCAAACGUAAGUUAAGCCCAUUGAACGACGAGGAGCAGGAUACCUUCGAUAAUCCUCCUAGUCCUAGUAAGAGCUCGCUUGUAUCCAACGAAGAUGACCGUAUCAGCGUAGUAAGUGGACUAAUGGAUUCGCUACCAGCAAAGCGUGUUCACUCGAAUGGCUCGUGUGAUGACGAAAGUAACAUGCAUUCGAUUAGCUCUCGCAUAUGUGGAAGUCUCUCGCCGUACUAUGAUGAACCUAUGUACUCGGCCAUGGUAAUGUACCAGCACGAGCACCUACAACCGCAGCUUUUAAGCCCUUCGCCAUUAGAUAUAGCGGCGGCCACAUAUUUUGCCACCACAGCGAAUAUUAGUCCCCCCGUAUCACCAGAAAGUGGAAUGCAACCAUUGCUGAUGCAGCUACCACUGCAUCGACUUCCACAAAGGCAUUUGCCGCCUUCGCAAUUGCCACCGCACCUGCAUCGUCAGCUAGCCACCACGUCUCCAGCCAAUACAACGGGGGCACCUAAGGCUGUUCUGCCGCCCUUCGUUGAAGAGCAAAGUGUCGUUGAUUCAGCUGCAAUUGUUUCCGAAGUCGCCAGACCACUCAACGAAACUGAAGCGGGACCCAAGCCUGCGAAACGCAAUAAUUUUAGUAUUUCAGCAAUUUUGGCCUUCUGAAUAAAUGUGGGCUUAUCCCAGUUAUCGAAGCGCA
Messenger RNA from Anastrepha obliqua, 1422 nucleotides. RefSeq names its product T-box transcription factor TBX6-like. Gene Ontology annotation, molecular function: RNA polymerase II cis-regulatory region sequence-specific DNA binding; DNA-binding transcription factor activity, RNA polymerase II-specific. Gene Ontology annotation, biological process: cell fate specification; positive regulation of DNA-templated transcription; heart development. Bases 12 to 1388 code for a protein of 458 amino acids. Lineage: Eukaryota; Metazoa; Arthropoda; Insecta; Diptera; Tephritidae. The record is from RefSeq and is a predicted model, not a curated record. The transcript has 5 exons. Gene Ontology annotation, cellular component: nucleus.